Messenger RNA from Linum trigynum, 2971 nucleotides. The record is from the annotation of a GenBank genome assembly. NCBI's taxonomy places the organism in Eukaryota, Viridiplantae, Streptophyta, Magnoliopsida, Malpighiales, Linaceae.
AUUUAAUAUGUAUCCCUCCAUCACAAAUAUCUUAUUUUAAUUAUUAUACAUGUUAUUUGUUCACAUAGUGUUGAUAAAUUGAAACUCAAUUAUUUAUCAUAGUAUUUUUUUUUUACAUAUACACUUAUCUCCACAUCCUCUCUUUAUAUUUUAAUUUUGGGUAAUGUCUAUUUUUUAUUCAAACAUUUUUUAGAUUCUUUUAUAUUAUUCAAACCUAUUAAAAUGCUAUUAAUAGCCAAAUCUUUCGUAAUGCAUCAAAGUAUUAGCCAUUUUAAUAAUUUUGUAAUUCUUUUCUUAGUUACAAGGGUAAAUACAAUAUAAUAGCCAAACCUUUCCAAAAACAAAAAAAUAACCAAUCCGUUAACUUUCCAUCCGUUUGACCGUUAGUUGACUCUGACGUGGUGAGAAGCCUGAGAUGGAAAUCUUUAUGUUGCAUGACAAAUAAUAUUUUAAUUUUUUCAUAUUAUUUUAAAAAAUAAAAACAGAAAAAUAAAUAGAAUGUAAAAAAUUACAAGUCUCCCUUACCCGUUCGAAUCCCUUUUCUCCUCCCAUCACCCGACCUCAUCUCUUUCAAUCGCGGCAUCUACUUCAUCUUCCUUCCCCGCCUCUACUUUUACAUCAUUCCGCCACCGCCGCUCCCAUUGCCGCUGGCUAGGUUCGUGGUCUUCAUUUUUUCGACGAUUCCUCAUAUCCAGCGGCGGAUCCAGAACACAGUAGAGCACUGGGCCGCAUUUCAUUAGAAAAUCCGAUAUCGUAAAAAAAAUAUUAUGAUUAUAGUUUUUUUUUUACAAUGUCAAUUGUACACGACGGUCUUUUAAUUUAGCGAAUGCAUCAAUAAUGAAAUCUACAUCCAUACCAACUAUGUUUCAAAUAAAAUAUUUGAGCAAUCAGCGAGAAAUUCAUCGCUCAUUUUGUUGCGCAAAUCAGUUUUCACAUGUUUCAUUGUUGAAGAGGUUCUCUCCGUAGUAGCUGUUGAAACGAGAAGCAUCAACACUAGACAAAUCAAUUGACUAAUCAAUUUGCACUGUGUGUCCAUCCCUAUAUCCACCAUGCUGCUCUAGUAAAAUUUUAAGAGAACAAACCUCAUAUUUCUUUUAGUCUUUUACGCUUUAGACUUUAGGAUUUUUAGUUUUCACAUUGUUUUUUUAGACGAAAAACCUUUGGGCUAGAAUUUCUAGGAUAAAUUUAGAGUAGUGAAUUGAAUAUGUUCAUCUGAAUCAUUUUUCUAAUUAUACACAAUCAUAUUAUAAAAAUAACACUGGACUGAAUGACUAAAACCGAUAAAUUUAUAAGAAUUAUUCUAACUCCGGAUCCAAAAGAGUGCUGGGCCGGGGCCCGGGGUGGCCACCCCUUGGAUCCGCCAAUGCUCAUAUCUCCAUAUCAGAUUCAAGCCUGUAGCUUCUGUCUUCGUUGCCGCCCUCCACCACGUGUCUCUUUCUGCCUCCGCCUUCCUCAGGCUAGUCUCCAGCUCGGCUUGCUUGGUCGCUGCUUGGGUCACCUCGGUUCCCUUCCACUUCACAAUCGCAGCUGCUGAGACUCGAGAUGGGAGCAAAGUAAGGUUUCAUAGCCGCUGUCGGUGGAGGCAUACGACAUCUUUAGAGCUCAAUUGCCAUCUUCCCUCCCCCGAAUCUCGCCGCCAUCACCCACUGCUCAAAGAAUUUGAAGAGUAAAGCGGCAAGAGUGAAGGGAAUAAACUUGUUUUUGGAAUUUUAGGGGAUUUAUUUUUGCUUUGUGUGUUUCAAUUGGGAAGUGAUUAGUGAAGGGAGGGGGAUUUUGAACGUGCUGAUUGCUGAAUGAAAGGGAUUCGGUGAUGAAGAUUAGGGCUGGAAGUUUGGUACCGGUAUUUGGGAUAUACCGAAUAUCGUACUGAAUUUGUCUAUAUUUGGUAUUACUGAAUACACGUAUUAUUUUGGGGGAUUGGGAUUAGGAUUGAAUUUCAAUUGUUAUUCGGUAUUAGGGAUUACGGGAUUUGGAUCGGUAUAUACCGAAAUACCGAUUAAUACCGAAAUAUAAGCUAGUGUGUAUUUUAUCCUCUCAACUAGACUCUCUCAUUCACUACUAUGCGACCCUCAACCACCAAAAGUGUCAUUUAAUUAUACAUAGAUCAUUACAUCACUAUUUCACACUAGUAUUAGUCGUCUCUCAACCUCAAAUUCGUCAAAUUAAAGAUUACCAAUUACAAGAACUUGAGAUGUUAGCUCUAGGCAACUCAAGACUAUUUGCUUAGUUUCUUUGUCCUAAAUUAAACAAUAAAAUCUAAUUUAUAUAUUUAAUUAUUAAUUACAAAGGUAAUUAAUUAUGUAUUCAAUAAUACCUAUUGGGAUACCGAGAUACCGAUUAGGAUACCGAAAUUAUUUAGGGAUUGGGAUUGGGAUACCGAAUUUAUUUAGGGAUUGGGAUUGGGUUUGAUUUUAGGGUGUAAUUCAGUUUUCGGGAUUUGGUAUUGGGGUAUUCGGGAUUUUGGUAUUUCGGUACGCAUAUUAAGGCCUUGAUAACUAGAUUUUGACGCCGAUAAGUAUAUUCCGGCCACGGUGACUGGAUUCCAACGACGUUAAGUAUAUUCUGGUCACAGUGACCAGAUUCUGAUGACAUUAAGUAUAUUUCGGCAACAUUGAGCUUAUUUCGGUCACGCUGACCGUGUUCUAGCGGCCAGAUUCCGAUGAACAGCGGCAUGAUUCCGAUGAACAGCGGCCAGAUUCCGAUGAACAGCGGCAUGAUUCCAGCGACUGAAAAUUUAGACAAAAAAAAUUUUAUGAUUAUUUUAUUUUUCUACCAUUACUUUUAUUUUUUAUUGAUUGCUUAAACGUAAUAUUCACUUUUAUGAACGGUUGUUCGGAGUAACAGAUUCUGAGGUAGAAAUUCAGCCAUAUGAGUUUUUUGAUACUUUGCUGAGAAGAAAGCUUACUGAAGAACAGACUCAGGGGCUUUGUGCACCUUUCACAGCAAAGCAGAUUAAAGAUGUAAUAUUUGU